This is a messenger RNA of Brugia malayi, 531 nucleotides long. RefSeq lists its product as uncharacterized. The transcript is spliced from 5 exons. The coding region runs from base 1 to 531 and encodes 176 amino acids. NCBI's taxonomy places the organism in Eukaryota, Metazoa, Nematoda, Chromadorea, Rhabditida, Onchocercidae. The record is from RefSeq and is a predicted model, not a curated record.
AUGAAUCAUCGUAUCAUACCAAAAGAUUCAUUGAUUAUUUUACAAGUUGGUGGAUUAUCGGAAUUAAUAUUGCAUCAACAAAAUGAUAUCACUGAUAAAAGAAUUAGCAUUGAUAAGAUUAAUGAUAAUAUAGCAAAUGCUGUGUUAGGUUUAAUCAAUACAGUGGAUAAUGGUAUUAUCAUAAUUAUGAAUUUGAUUGAUCCAUAUGAAACACCUGGUUAUGCAAUGUUAAUCGCAAAUGGAAAUGAUAAUUUGAAAUUAUCUUCAAUGAUUUCACAUAUCAAUUCGAAACUUUGGAGAUUAAUGACAAUCAAAGGUUAUGACAAUCGACAAAUUCGUUUGUUUGAUUUGAAUGGUGCAAUUGUUGAUGCUAUAAGAGGUUUAAAUACAAAUGAAUCAUUCACGUAUCAACAAAAUAAUAUGACAUCACUUAAAGCUUUCGAUUAUGCUUAUUAUAAUCAAUGGUAUCCAUCAACAUUCAUACAUUAUAAAAUUGCUCAAAAAUUGGUCAAAUUUUUGGAAGAUUUAUGA